Messenger RNA from Meleagris gallopavo (turkey), 1737 nucleotides. Lineage: Eukaryota; Metazoa; Chordata; Aves; Galliformes; Phasianidae. The record is from RefSeq and is a predicted model, not a curated record.
GCUGGCUCCAGAAUGGUGCUGGCUCCAGAGCAGCGCUGGCUGCAGGUAGGAGCUGCAGUUCAGCUCACGGUUCUUUCUGGAGCAGUGCAAAAUAUGAGCACGACAGAGAAGCUGCAGCACAAGGCAGGGCACGGCCCCGUUGCCUUCCACAGGCCCUGGCUGCAGCACUGUGCUCUCCUUGUGCCCAUCCCACAGCCCCUGUAGGGCUCAGGGCUGCAGGUCCCACAGCGCUGCAGCACUGCAGCCUGCGGGGCGGUCGCUGUGGCAGUGCUGGGUGAUGCUGUUUAUCUCAGGACAGGUCCAGGGACUGGAACACGUGCCCUGCAAUGGGUCACCUACAUUUAUCCGACUGUUCUUCGCAUCACCUUCUGAAUUUACAGCAGUUUCAUAGAAGAGAGGAAUUCUCACAACGAGGUGGAGCGGCCGACGUCAUGGCGUGCUCCAUUUGCAGUGGAUUUCCUGGGGAGCUUUGCAAGAGUUUCAACCGAGAGCAAAAUAAUGUCAGAGCUGCAAGGCUCCCCGAGGGGAUGAGGAGCACUGCAAUCCAUGGGAGCACAGAACACGGAGUGCUCAGGCUGGGGAGGGCAUGGAUGGGGGAAGGCGUUCCCUGCAGCUGGGGGGGAGGAGGAGGAGGAGAAGGAGGAGGAGGAGGAGGAGGAGGAGGAGGAGGAGGAGGAGAAAGAGGACAGAGUCUCAGCACAGGGGGUCACUGCAGCAAUCCACAGCCAGGGCAGAGCUUUGGGGGGGUUGUUAAGGGAGAUGGGGGUGGGGAUGCAGUGCUGCAGUGCGGGAGGUGGUCCGUGGGCAUGGAGGAGGGGCAGGGAUGGGACAAAGGUCCCCAGGAAUGGGGGAAUUCACGCACCUACGGGGCCGGGGGAUCAGCACCAGGACGCAGUGAUGUGGGAUACGGGAAGGCAGGGGGGAGGUGGGUGCGGGACAGCAGGGUUUGCAGGUGGGAGCCGUGGGUGCUUUUCACUGAUCGCUCCGGGAGACCCAAAAAGGGGGGAGAUGGACACCCCAGCGCCCCCAGCACCAGCAGGUGUGGGGGAGUUGGCCGUGUCUCACACCGCUCCCAGCAAAGGGCCCAAAUCCUGCAGGUGGGCUACUGAGACACCGUGCCCGGGCACCAGCGGAAGAUCAGGACCUCCCCCCCCCCGCCCAGCAUUGCUGCAGAGUGUUCCAGAACUGGAGCAGUGCACGCCUUGCUCCAGAUGGCCCUCGGAUGCAGCUGACCCAGCACAGGACCCCGGGUCCCAGCUGAGCAGCACAGUGAGGACCACCGCUCUGCAGGGAGCGGCCGCAGCGCCGACGUGGGGCCGAACCCAUCAGAGCGAAAGCACGGCAAGAUCCAGAGGCUUCCUUCCUUUUUGUGAUGGCAACCACGGGUCUGGUGCCCGCCAGAAGUGGCCGGCACCGCUGCCGUGCCCCACCACCGGCAGUGCCGCCCCGCGGCCCGACAACGCUCAGAGCACUUCCAGGUGAAAAGCACCGGGGAAACACACGUCGCUGUUAAUUGCUCGGGAGAAAACAUUUGGAAAGGAAAACCCACGACAGAACGCAGCGGCUUCACGAGAGCGGACAGAGGAGGGGCGGCCGACGCGGGAGCCGAGCACGGAGCAGCGGGCAGCACACGCAGCCCCGGGGGAGGACGGCCGCGCCGCUCCCCAUCCGAGCAGGACAGACGCCUCCGGAACGCCCCGACGCCCACCCGGGUGCCACGCAGCCUCUUACCGUGCC